Penicillium brasilianum is the source of this 2273-nucleotide messenger RNA. The record is from the annotation of a GenBank genome assembly. NCBI's taxonomy places the organism in Eukaryota, Fungi, Ascomycota, Eurotiomycetes, Eurotiales, Aspergillaceae.
CGGGAUUAUCAAUUGACUAUGACUAUCACCUAAUGGAUAUUCACGGCCCUGGUCCAUAUUUAAACGUUCGGCCUCCCCCCAGCUGCCUCGCUCUCCUUCCGCGUGUCAAGUCAAGUCGAGUCUCGACCAUUUCCCUCUUCUUUAUCUUCCUCACUUUCUUCCCGUAGAGGUCCCCGGCGGAAUUCUCUCAUCCCGGAAGUUCACUCGACUUUUUGGAAACCCUACCUCAACCUUGCCUUACCUACUCCCUCCCGGUUCAUUGUAACCCGAACCCUCUCUGAAACGUUAACGCACUAAAGGAACAAAGAACUGGUCGCAAUCAUGGAUGAGAAGAACUACGACUCUGGGUCCAAAGGGGCCCAGGCCACCGGCGACUCACUGCCGUCCUACGGAGACUCCGAGCUCACCAAGGGCAGCAUCGGCCAGAGAAUUAUUGAUAGCUUCAAGCGGGAUCCCAAUGCGCACGUUAACGGCGGUCACUCUGCUGGUGCCGAUGGCUCUGGUUUCGAUGCCGAACAAGCCGCGCACAACACCGCGCAUUCGCCGCUUCAGCGUCGCUUGAAGGGUCGUCACUUGCAGAUGAUCGCCAUUGGUGGUUCAAUCGGUACCGGUCUCUUUGUUGGUUCUGGAUCCGUCCUCGCUGCCGGUGGUCCGGCCUCGGUUCUGAUCGCCUACGUUCUCAUUGGUGUCAUGCUUUACUGCACUGUCCACGCGCUGGGCGAGAUGGCUGUGCUGUACCCCGUUGCUGGUUCUUUCGCUCACUACUCGACCCGUUUCGUUGACCCGGCCUGGGGUUUCGCUAUGGGUUGGAACUAUGCGCUUCAGUGGCUGAUUGUCUUGCCCUUGGAAAUCGUCGCUGCCUCGAUCACGAUAGACUACUGGAGUCCCGGUGUUUCGAAUGCAGUGUGGGUUGCUAUUUUCUGGGUGAUGAUCGUCUCUAUCAACUUGUUCGGCGUCCGUGGUUACGGUGAGGCCGAAUUUGUGUUUUCAGCCAUCAAGGUCGUUGCCGUUAUUGGAUUCAUUAUCCUCGGAAUUGUUCUGAACUGCGGUGGUGGCCCCGAAGGUGGUUACAUCGGUGGACGCUACUGGCACAACCCGGGUGCGUUCAACAACGGCUUUAAGGGUCUUUGCAGUGUCUUCGUCAAUGCUGCCUUUGCCUUCGCCGGUACCGAGCUGGUUGGUCUGGCCGCGGCCGAGACUGCCAAUCCCCGCAAGUCGCUCCCCGGUGCCAUCAAGCAGGUGUUCUGGCGUAUUGCCAUCUUUUACGUGGUCUCCCUUACCCUGGUUGGCCUCCUCGUCCCCUACGACACCGAGCGUCUCGUCACCGGUAGCUCGUCGGCCGAUGCCCACGCAUCUCCCUUCGUCAUUGCCAUUGAGAACGCCGGGAUCAAGGGUCUGCCCUCCGUCAUGAACGUCGUCAUCAUGAUUGCGGUGCUCUCCGUCGGUAACUCCUCCGUCUACGGUUCUUCGCGUACCCUUGCUGCUCUCGCCGAGCAGGGCCAAGCUCCUCGCUUCCUCGCCUACAUCGACCGCAAGGGUCGUCCUCUCUGGUCGAUUUUUGUCGCCUCCGUCAUUGGUCUGCUUUGCUUCUUGGCUGCCUCGGACAAGCAGACUGUCGCCUUCACAUGGAUGAUGGCUAUCUCCGGUCUCUCGUCCAUCUUCACCUGGGGCUCCGUCUGCUUCGCUCACAUUCGGUUCCGCAGCGCCUGGAAGGCUCAGGGCCACACCCUGGAUGAGCUGGCGUUCCGCUCUCAGCCCGGUGUCAUCGGUUCCUGGAUCGGCUUCAUUUUCAACUGCCUCGUGCUGAUCACCCAGUUCUGGAUUGGUUUCGCCCCCGUUGGCUACAAGGAGAAGACUGCCUCGGAGCUGGUGUAUUCCUUCUUCUCUAGUUACCUGGCCGCUCCCGUCAUUUUGGCCUUUUACCUCCCUUACAAGUUCUGGUAUCGUACCAAGUUUGUUAGAUCUCAUGAGGUCGACCUCGACACUGGUCGCCGCGACUUAGACAUUGGGCACUUGCUUGAACAGGAGCGGGCAGAGCAGGCUGCUUGGCCCAGGUGGAAGAAGAUCUACAAGAUCUUCUGCUAGAAAGUGGAAGAAGCUGGUCUCAAUUUCUUUUCAUGUUGUGCUGGUGGAUCUUUCUGUGAAAAAUCCUCCGCCUUGAUGUACUACCUUAGUCUUGUCAUCUCUCUAUCCUCGAUGUCUCUAUGAAUCCUGCCCUAUGCUGAUGAUUACGGGUACCAUAAUCAAGAAACGUUAUUGUUCUAUCAUUUCAU